GCCCGGCGGUCCGCCUCAUUCGCUGAGCAGGUCCCUGAAUUGUCAACGCGUUCCGGGCGGCUGCUGAGCCGGGGCGCCCGCCGGGCUUGUUGUGCUCCCUCGGAGGUGCCUGUCCGAACCGAUGUGCGGGGUUCGCUAGGGCGAGAACAGGCGCCGGUUCGGGGCAACUUGGGAUUCAGGACCCGCAGCAGGGGCGUCGGUUUGGGAUCCGGACUCAGCGAGGAGGAUGGAAAUCCUGUAUGAAUGUGGAAGCCAUUAGCAGAGUAAUUGCCGUCUGUUACCAUGACAACCAGCCGCUGCAGUCACCUGCCCGAAGUGCUGCCAGACUGCACCAGCUCGGCUGCGCCCGUGGUGAAGACCGUGGAGGAUUGUGGCAGCCUAGUGAAUGGGCAGCCGCAGUAUGUCAUGCAAGUUUCGGCCAAGGACGGGCAGCUGCUGUCAACAGUGGUGCGGACUCUUGCCACCCAGAGCCCCUUCAAUGACCGGCCGAUGUGCAGGAUCUGCCAUGAGGGCAGCAGCCAAGAGGACUUGCUUUCCCCCUGCGAAUGCACGGGGACCUUGGGGACAAUUCAUCGGAGCUGCCUGGAGCACUGGCUGUCGUCCUCAAACACCAGCUACUGUGAACUCUGCCACUUCAGGUUUGCAGUCGAGCGCAAACCCAGGCCGUUAGUGGAGUGGCUCCGAAACCCAGGCCCCCAGCACGAGAAGCGGACUCUGUUUGGAGACAUGGUGUGCUUCUUGUUCAUCACGCCGCUGGCCACCAUCUCGGGCUGGCUCUGCCUGCGGGGCGCCGUGGACCACCUGCACUUUAGUAGUCGGCUGGAGGCCGUCGGACUGAUUGCACUCACUGUGGCACUCUUCACUAUUUACCUCUUUUGGACACUCGUGUCAUUUAGGUAUCACUGUCGAUUGUACAACGAAUGGCGUCGGACCAAUCAGAGAGUGAUUCUCCUCAUCCCAAAGUCUGUCAGCGUCCCCUCUAACCAGCAGUCCCUGCUGGGCCUCCACUCUGUCAAGAGGAACUCAAAGGAGACCAUUGUCUGACAUCCGUGUGGCUGGUUGGUUGACUCGUUUGGGGUUCCGGAAGUUUCUGCACUGGGGCCAUGCACUGAGCCACCCCCAAACCCUUCCUGAAGCCGUGGGUCUCGGGACAUCUGGAGUCGUGGGAGCACCGCGCCCCUAGCACCGGACUCGCCCCAAAGAACACAAAAGCCGUUUCACUUGGAAUCAUGGAUGCUGCAAUCACGUGAUACUCGCCGAGCUGCCAGACAUGCUUACCGAGCAGAUACUAUAUGGAGUUUCCCGAACACCCGUUUAACAGAGGAGGAAGUUUGUCCUGCGGAUGAUGCAAUUCAAUGCUUCCUUUUUUAUUACUAUUUCAAAUAUAUAUAUAUAGAUAUAUAUUAAAGUCAGAUGAUAAUCACCAUGGAAAAGCCGAUGUUAAAACUGGUUUCUUGGUUUGGACGCGGUUGGUUUUGGGUGAGCGUAUUUGUUUCCCGGUUUCUACUGUAGAUUCUUUGGGGUAAUUUGAUAACCUGAGUGGUCUUUUUUCAUCUCCUUCUUCACUCUUACUCAAGGGGACAGCGUAACAACUGCAGAACAAGGCAUAUCUGAAGGACGUUUUGUACUAAACUUCAUUUAUUCCGUUUUUAAAGCGGGGGGGGGGGAUGGCGUGGCGACUCUCCCGACAGUGGGCUGUUUAUUUAAAUUUCAUUAGGAGAAAAAAAAAUUAUGGUGAGAAGCACGCUCCUUUCGACUUGUUUGGUACUGCCAGCUGAUAAAAACUAUUUUCUAAUAAUAAAUAUCCAGUGUGUGAAAG
This is a messenger RNA of Ailuropoda melanoleuca (giant panda), 1819 nucleotides long. RefSeq names its product membrane associated ring-CH-type finger 3 (gene MARCHF3). Gene Ontology annotation, biological process: protein ubiquitination. NCBI's taxonomy places the organism in Eukaryota, Metazoa, Chordata, Mammalia, Carnivora, Ursidae. The coding region runs from base 283 to 1044 and encodes 253 amino acids. The transcript has 5 exons. Gene Ontology annotation, molecular function: ubiquitin-protein transferase activity; zinc ion binding. The record is from RefSeq and is a predicted model, not a curated record.